GGUCUGGAGACAAUACGGGGACGGUUACGUAGGUGUUAACCCAGAGAUUGCCUACAAAUACUACGAGGCUUCCAAUGUACAAGUAUCGAGUGACUUCCAGUGGAAAUCCAAAAUCACACAGUGCUCUACGUCUUGUGGAACAGGUCAGCAGCUCUCCGAGGCGUACUGUGUCCGCAUGACUGACGGAACCCAGGUGGCCGACCAUUACUGCGACUUCCGGACCAAACCAAGCGUGAACAGUAGGCCGUGUAAUACCCAACCUUGCCCAGCAAGGUGGUCAGCUGGCGCAUACGGGGCGUGUUCUCAGACCUGCGGGGGCGGCGUAAUGCGAAGGCAGGUGAUGUGCGUCCAAAUGAACAACAAGGUGGAGGAGGUCAUUAACGACAGACACUGCCAGAACCUCCAGAAACCGGCAGUGGCGGCGGAAUGUAACCCAGACGUAUGCCCGGGCGUGUGGAAGACAACGGACUGGUCACAGUGUUCCGCGUCAUGCGGUAUUGGGAAGAAAACCCGGACUGUGUCCUGCCAUAAGAACUAUCACUCCAAUGAGGUGACAUCGGAGAGUAGCUGUAUUGCUUCUUCUAAACCGCUAACUGUGGAACAGUGCCUUUUGAGGAAAUGUUCCGGCUCGUGUAAUGAUGUCAUAUCUGACUGUGAGAGUUACGGAGCAACAAGCUGCCACGAGUACACGACGUGGGCAACUAAAAAUUGCGGCGCGUUCUGUGGUUUCUGCGGUGGCACCGACUUCGGCUCCACCGCCGACUGUACUGACGAGGUCAACUGUGCGGAGUUUGGGGAAAACGUGUGUACAGAAUACGCUGGCUGGGCAAGCACUAACUGCCGCCGUCACUGUAACCUAUGCUCUGGGGCCGCCACCACCACGCCUGCCCCUGCCAGUAACUGUCAAGACCAGGUAGACUGCACUCAGUACGGUGCCGACAUAUGUACUUCUUAUGUACAGUGGGCCACGCAGAACUGCGCUCGUCAUUGUAAUCUGUGUGGUAGCAUCGAAACCACCACAACUACUACUACGACGACGACGACGACUACAGUGGCCACUACGACUCCAAUCAACACCGGGUCUGCUGUUUGCGCAGACGACACUAAUACUGACUGCAAAGCAUAUGGCCAAAGCGCAUGCACAGAAUAUCGUACAUGGGCAGAGCAGAAAUGUAGAGAAUUCUGUGGUUUCUGUCAAGAUACAAAUAACGUAGGAGCUGGUACUUCCACUGGACAGUGCGCUGAUUUAGAAGACUGCCCCUCAUACGGUGACAAUGUCUGUACAGAAUAUAAAACUUGGGCUGAGAAGAACUGCAGGAAACAUUGCGGUCUUUGCCAGGACAACAAUAAUGUAGGUGGCGGUGCUUCCACUGAACAAUGCAUAGAUCUGCAAGACUGUCCAGCAUACGGUGAUAAUGUCUGCACAGAAUAUAAAACUUGGGCUGAGAAGAACUGCCGAAAACACUGUGGCAUCUGUCAGGACACCAGUAAUAUAGGUGGCGCAACAAACGAACAGUGUGCAGAUUUACAAGACUGCCCGGCUUACGGUGAAAAUGUUUGUACGGAAUAUAAAAGUUGGGCCGAGAAGAACUGCAGAAAACAUUGUGGUUUAUGUCAGGGAAACAUAGGUGGCACUACAACAAUGCAGAUAGGGGGCGCUGCGGGUAAUAUUCAAGUUGAACAGUGCACAGAUCAGGUAGACUGCCCCUCUUACGGGGAUAAUGUCUGCACGGCGUACAAAGCUUGGGCAGAGAAGAACUGCAGAAAACAUUGCGGCAUUUGCCAGGCGUGUGAAGACAAGGUAGAUUGCCCCGCCUACGGAAGUGACGUAUGCACUGCGUACGCCGGAUGGGCCAGUACCAACUGUCGUAAACACUGCCGUCUGUGCUAGUCAGGUUGACGCUAAGAACAUCAUCCAGAAUUAUCUUCCCACUUACUGCUGAAACCAUUAAGAUAGGUGAACAGUUUGCUUAAGAUGCCCAAGUAGAUAGGCCGAUAUUACUUACAAGGGAAAGGAUGAAGGAAUGCCACAAUGUGACCUUUCAAGACCGUAUAGUGCAGCUGCUGAUUAACUGUGUGUAGGAAACUGUUGCAUUAUAGUUGCAUUAGUUGCAUUAUUAUAUGGACCUUUAGACGAUUGUCUUUAAAACGUUUCCCCAAAGGAAAUUCAAAAUUAGUGAACGUGUAAAGGCAUUUUAUUUCCUAUAGUAUCAGCUUUAGUGAUCUAAGCUUGGUAUUUUGUGAACUUGCGCUUCUAGAUACAUUUGGAUUUUUUUGUGAAAUGUUUUUCAUUUAAAUUGUGAUUGACGCUGUCAAUUUUAUAAAUGCAUGAUACAUCAUGCAAUUCUUAAACUGUGAUUCCAUGCCUACCAAUAUUAAUAUUGUUCGAUGUGUCUAGGUAAAACGAAGGAGAUGAAAGCAAUAAUUCCCCUUUCCACAAUUCAAAAGCAGUGCCAAUAAUUAAAAUUGUACCGUUUUAGGAAAAAUUAACGCGAUAUACAGCACGUUAUAUUUGUUACCAAUGAUUUAUUUAUGACUGUAUAGCUUCUUUGCAUAAACAAAAGCCACAAGAAAAAUGGUUUCCAAAGAAUAAAAAACGUAAAUGUGA
Molecule: messenger RNA, 2608 nt
Organism: Lingula anatina
Lineage: Eukaryota; Metazoa; Brachiopoda; Lingulata; Lingulida; Lingulidae
Product: A disintegrin and metalloproteinase with thrombospondin motifs 6-like
Biological process (GO): extracellular matrix organization; proteolysis
Cellular component (GO): extracellular matrix
Molecular function (GO): metalloendopeptidase activity
Source: RefSeq, a predicted model, not a curated record